AAAACUGACCUGAAGAACAAGAUAGGAUAUCAAGUGUUCUCGUCUAUUUCAGGUAUAAAAUCAAAGAAUUAGUCUGAAAGGCUCAAAAAGAAAAUUAUAUAAUGGCAUCACAAAGAGAAUCGGACAAAGAACAGGCCAACUCUAAUAUGAAAGACGAAAGUGCAAGAUUAUUCACAUUUUCAAAAACCACUCCAAACUUUUCCUCUGAUGAUGAAGGUGAUGAAGACAAUUUCAUUGCCCCCAGCCCAGUGUUUGUGAAGUUCUCAAGACCUAGAAAGAAACCUCUUUAUUCUCAGGGGAGUGAAAGCAACACAAAUGCUAAGUACAAAAACAACCCUACCCAUGAGGCUUCCUCUAAACAGGCUUCUCAAUCCAGUCGAGUGAAAAAUGUCCUCAAAUUCUCCUCAUUCAUGGAUGAAUCAUUCCCAGAGGAGGUCAAAUUCUCCCCAAUAUUUAAAUCCAGGUCCAUCAUUGAUGAGUCUUUUCCUGAAGAAUUCAAUUCAUAUGCACUGCCAAAAACCAAUCAGAAUUGCGAAUUAGGUGCAACUAAAGUUAGUAAAAAGAAGGGCGUAAUCCAAUCUCCAGAAAGUUUAAGCAGCAGUGAUAGCCAACCUAAUUCUAAUAUCAUGGAGAAAGCUAGAAAAUACUCUCAGAAAAUUGGAAGCCAAAUGAGGGCCGAAAAGAAGGCCAUUGCAAAACAGUAUUUUCAUGAAUUGUUACAUUCUUGUGAUGGGGAAAUGGAAGAAGAAGAGGAGUUUAAGGACUCAGCCCAAGGGAAAGUUCACAGAAAGAAGAAAAAGAGGAAAGCAGAAGUGGUAGGAGACAUUUCAUCUAGUAAACAGGAGGAACAAGAAUAUCUCAGCCAGGCAGAGAAACGACACAAGAAGAGGUCAAAGGUGGCUCAAAAGUCUUUCUUGGAUGGGGAAGAGGCCUUGAAGAAAGAACAAGGACGAAAGAAAGACCAGUCAAGCACAGUAAGCAGUGUGACUAAAAGUUCUGAUAUGCUAGCUGAUAACAGCAGGGGUGCUGGAAGAGAGAUCUUGGAUGGGGAUAAAAUUCUCAGAGAAAUGCUGUCCAUGGAUGGUCUGGCACAAAGACAUGAAAAACCCCAGCGGAGGUGUAGACAAAAUUUGUACUCAAAUAUUCCCAAGGAAUUGCAAUGGCCAUCUUCGUCAGAGUCGGGAAGUGAAGAUGACGAUUUAGAUCUGAGUAUCAGUUGUUCUUUCAAAGGCCACCAUAUACCCACAAGAUGUUCCCCAAGUCACAGUCAAUCAGAAAAAGAUAUGCAUUCUAACAGAAGAAGAAAUGUGACCAAAAAUGUUUCUUCCCCUAAAUGUAGAAGAAAUUUGGAUAUACAGGCCCAAAGUGCAGGUGUGUCAAAAGGAGUCAGGGAGAAUGUUAGGGAUCUUUACAACGAGCAGAUGUGGUUGCAUAACAAUACCGACUUGUCCGAAGGAGCCACCGCUAUGCAUUCCAGCCCGGUGAGAAUUAUCAGUAAAAACAGGCACGCUCACCCUGAGGAUAGGAAACAACCGGCAGACUUACACUGUACAGAGAAAUAUCACAUGCUUCAACCUGAACAUGAAUCAAAUUCACAGAAUAAAGCUGCGGAGAGUUUUUCCACUGUGAUAUCUAUAUCAGAUGACGAGUCGAUAUCGGGGGAGUCAUUUUCAGACAGGCGCGAUGUAGAGGUUUUGGAGGGGAAUACAUUACCUACACGAAGGAGUCAACGAUUUGCCAGGAAAACUCGACAGUCCAGCUCGGAGAGGGGAGAAGCUGAGAAUCCGCUCGUCCCCUCCCCAACUUUUCUGCACCCUUACAGAAAUUCUGGGUUGUCUGCACGCUUGACUGCUGCAGAUAGUUCGAGUCAACGGACGCCAUCUAGAAGUAGUGUAAAAGGGAGACCAUUGAGGCCCAACAGGAAUUGUCGUCAGCGCGUUGAGAUACUAGCCUCCCCGAGAUCUCAGAGUGUUUUCCAGGCGGUCAAUGAGAUGGAGAUGGACGAAGAAAUGGCAAGACGACUACAGGAGGAGAUGGAUUUUGAGUAUGCCAUGACCCUACACAAUGCUGAGAGUCAGGCCCCACCCCCACCCUGUCCCAGGCUGACGGAGUACCACACCCACGAUAGUGACUCCCCCACAACGAUGCUGACCCGGGGGAUGAGGCAGUCCACGAGGGACAUGGAUAUUGUUCUAGAGUCUUUGUUCCAUGACGAGUCAGAGGAUAGUUCUGUGGAGAAUUCAAUGGUGGACUUUCCGUUUGGUUCACACAUGCUGGUACCACAUGGCGUAAAUCGACGAGGGAACCGAAAUAGAGGUCGUCGUCAUGUUUUAGACUGGACAGAGCGGUUUCUGCAGGAUGAUGUACAUCAAGGAAGAAAUAAUAUACCAAGAAGAUUACUCACUCACAACAGAACAUUCUCCUCCAAUGACUUUGAGGAUCUUCUGAGCAUAGCAGAAUUACUGGGGGAUGUAAAGCCCAAAGGUAUCUCUAGUGAAGAGGUAACUCUCCUCCCAGAGAAGAAGUUCCAUGCCAACAACAAAAUGACUUCCUGUUCCAUCUGCAUGUGUGACUACAUUCUGAAUGAGAGACUGAAAAUUCUUCCCUGCUUCCACGAAUUUCACGGAGAGUGCAUAGAAAAAUGGAUUGUUACCAAUGCCACCUGUCCUAUAUGUAGAGUGGAAGUCAAAGUAUGAAGACAUCACAAGAUUUGCAUAAAUAGAUCACAUGAUAUGCAUAAGUAGGUCACAUGAUAUGCAGAAUUAGAUCACAUGAUAUGCAGAAUUGGAUCACAUGAUGAUUAUUAUGCAUAAAAAUGUAAAUUACAGGUCCAUGUGUCUUUAUACCUCAGCAGUUGCCCUGUUUUCAAUACACUUUACUCAUUGAUUGUAAAUUUGAGUUGCCAUGCUUUACUGGGAAUGUUGACUUUAAUUCCUUAUUUGUUUUGUACAUGUAUUUAUAGUGCAUCAUUCAUUGUAAAAUGUUUAUGGAGAUAUAAAUAUAUUACAUAUUUAUUCUUGAAGAAUGGAAAUGACUUUAUUCAUGUACUGUAAAUGCAUUGUAUCACCGUGGGCAUUAUGCACUUUCAAGGGAUGUUUUGUUUACUAUGUCUUUCAUUUUAUUGGAGGUCAUAAGACAAAAUAAUGACAAAUUUUAUUGACAUUAAAGCACAUCCACAAAAAAUGUUAUUAUUUCUGAGGGUUGAUAAAACUUAAAACCUACAUUUAAUUUCUGUAUGGGAAAGCUUUAGUUCUCUAAUCACAUGUUUUCAUUUGUCAGGAAUUUAAUUUUUUUAUGCAUAAAAGUUUAUUAUAUCAAAUAUCUAUAGAGUCUUGUGGAAAGUCAAGGGAAUAAAUAAAUGAGCAGUAUUUUUAUCCUAUAGAGAGAUGUGAAAUGAAAUAUCCCCUGGUUUGAAGAGUCAUGAGGGUACUUUUUUCUAGUUGUCUUUUUUAAAUGAUAUGCAAUUUGCAUGCACCUUUAAAUCGAGCGUGAAAUAUGCAGUGCUCUACGCUCUUCAAAAUAGUAGAAGGUAAUGGGAUUUAACUGUAAGAGCUGAGUAAAUUGAAUUGUGUAUUUAUUGUUUGUCUUAUGUUCUUUUUAAUUAUUUCAAAGUCAUAUAAAAGUGCUCUGUCUUAGUGUAGUUAAUGAAAGUGGUACUUUUAUUUAUUAAUAAGUUAAGAAGAUAUGAAGGUUUGCUUACAAACUUCUUGUAUUGGAGAUUUGAAAAAUUACCUUGUUGUUCAAGAUCAGCUUGGCUUGGGUAAAAUAUUACACUCACUGAAAAUGUUUUUUUUUUUUUAAAAACAUUAAUGUUUCAAGAGAUGGUUCUACAAUUGAAGUCUCAUACAUAUGGAUUAUUGUGUUCACUAUUCUUUUUGUAUUGUUCUUACUAUAGGAUUGUUAAGAAACCAUUGCCAGCAAAAGUAGGUAAUUUCUGGUAUUUCUGUAAUAUGUGAACUUAUUUAUUUAGUACCGUAAUAAGUUGAUUGAAGAAUGUAUACUGUACCCCAUAGAAUUUUUCAAUUUUUAUCUAUUUUGGAAAUGAUUUCCCAUACAAUACUGUAAAGUUUUUCGUUUGUUCAUUACUUUUGAUGGUACAUGUAUACAUGUAUUACAUGCUGCUUAUUAUGAAUGGUUCUAGUCCAGAGUUUAUAAAGUUUUUGUUAUUUUAUGCCUGAAGAGAAAAGCAGCUUUUCUUUGGUUUUGAUGUUGUGAGAAAUACAUAUGAAUCAGAAUUAAUUAUAACAACCUUGAUGACCUUGAAAUUCUUUUUAAUCUUGCAUUAGCUGUUAAAAGGCUAAAAUAAAGUUUUCUGAUCAAUAAAGUGUCUUGUCUGUGUGCUGUCUCAUCUUCUCACAUUUUCAUCUUCUUUUUCAGAACCACUAUUUUAAUUUCAAACAAAUUUGCCUCAAAUUUUUUUGGGGUGAAGUGUAUUCAAGCAUUUUUUCUAGGGGAGAUAAUUAAGAAAUAGUGAAUUAAAAAAAAUCUUGUUCUCAAAAGCCACUGUGCCAAAAAUUGUGAAACUUGUUAAAGUAAAAGAUGAAGAUAGGGACAAAGAGACUUAGGUGAGCAAUGUGGUGCAUGGGAAUCAAGGUUUCUUUUGUUAGAAAAAAAAUUUAAGAUCUAAAAUGAUAGGAAUGAAUUAAAACUGCUAUACUAAAUGCAAUUUUUACUUAUAAGAAAACAUUUUCUUUUCAAUUUUUCUGUCCAUUAUAAAACUACAAUGUAGAUGCAGAAUUUUUUUUUUUAUUAUAGUUACAUAGUUACAAAUAGACCUGUUAUACAAAUCUGUAUCAAAGUUUAUAUUAAA
Saccostrea cuccullata (small rock oyster) is the source of this 4810-nucleotide messenger RNA. RefSeq lists its product as uncharacterized. The transcript is spliced from 11 exons. NCBI's taxonomy places the organism in Eukaryota, Metazoa, Mollusca, Bivalvia, Ostreida, Ostreidae. The coding region runs from base 102 to 2696 and encodes 864 amino acids. The record is from RefSeq and is a predicted model, not a curated record. Gene Ontology annotation, biological process: protein ubiquitination. Gene Ontology annotation, molecular function: ubiquitin protein ligase activity.